AUGGCGUGUUUCUUUGCGUUAAUUGACACGGAAGUGGAACAAAGACUGGAGGUAAGAGUAGACUCAGUCAAUUUUUGUUUAAACUUCUUUGCCGUACCACAAAGUGGUGGGUGUGGUAGGUAUUCCUGUGGAUGCACAGUGCAGACUGAACAAACAAACACAGCGAAGAUCCCUAUGAAAAUUGUUUCGAUUUCUGGAUCAAGCUCCAAUUUUGAAGACAACCCAGGUCAGAUGACAUGCCAUGUUUUCGUUCCCCACUAUGCCUCUUCUCGCUUUUCUAUGCUUCAUUCUCCAAACCCAUGUUUUUCGCUUUCUUAG
Molecule: messenger RNA, 318 nt
Organism: Sphenostylis stenocarpa
Lineage: Eukaryota; Viridiplantae; Streptophyta; Magnoliopsida; Fabales; Fabaceae
Source: the annotation of a GenBank genome assembly